This is a messenger RNA of Cylas formicarius (sweet potato weevil), 837 nucleotides long. RefSeq names its product myotrophin. The transcript is spliced from 3 exons. Bases 79 to 432 code for a protein of 117 amino acids. Gene Ontology annotation, cellular component: nucleus; cytoplasm. Lineage: Eukaryota; Metazoa; Arthropoda; Insecta; Coleoptera; Brentidae. The record is from RefSeq and is a predicted model, not a curated record. Gene Ontology annotation, molecular function: protein binding. Gene Ontology annotation, biological process: regulation of barbed-end actin filament capping.
CCAAAACCCCCGUGACAUUGACUGUCACAGCAGAUAAAGAUUUUUGCAAUUAAAAGUACGUGUAUAUAGUUCUUCACAAUGAGCGGUGAUAUUGCGUGGGCAAUAAAGAAUGGUGAUUUAGAACAAGUGAAAGACAUAAUCGAAAAACUGGCUGUCGAUGUUAACCAAGAGUUUGGGGGCCGUCCGCUCAUUUUAUACGCCGCAGAUUACGGUCACGCGGCAGUCAUAGAAUAUCUCAUUUCCUUAGGAGCAGAUGUGAACUCAAAAGACAAACAUGGUAUUACACCAAUCCUGGCGGCGAUUUGGGAGGGUCACAAAGACUGUGUGAAGUUGCUCAUCGAAAACGGUGCCAAAAAAGAUGGAGUCGCGCCUGAUGGAAAAUCUUACUUAGAAUCGGCGGAAAAUAAUGAAAUCCGACAACUGUUGGCCUAAAAAGUAAAUCGCGCGAUCGGCCACUUUUUUUGCGUCGGCCAGCGCAUCAUAAUUUUUAAUCCAAGGGACUAUGUAUUAAGUUUUUUUGCUUCAAAUAUUUGAAGCCCAUCAUGUUACCCUAAAUAUCAACCCAAUGGUGAAGUUAUUUGGUUUUGCUCAAAAACUUAAUACCUAUGUUGACACCGCGCCGGCUGUGGUUUUGGAACAAAUUGUUUUGUAUGCCAAACAAAAUACAAAAUGCCACUUACUACAAUGAGAUAAUUGCUGUCCUUUUUGAAGAUGUCCAUUAAAAUAUUUUUUACAAUGACAAGAUGCAGUGUAGAGCGCUUAAAAACGUUUACUAUUUAGAUGUUUCAGUGGUAGGCUAGUUUAUAAUUUAUUCCAGAAUAAAUUUUUUUUAAUUAA